AUGAAGUUGGCCUUAUUGUUGGCUUCACUAGGCUUACCCUUGAUUGUAAUGUCUCUAGAUGCACAAAAACCAUUUAUGGCACCUGAUGACCAUGGAGCUAUAUGGUCAUUGUGUGGUGAUCCUUCCAGCCAUCUGUUAGUAGGAUAUCGAAAUGGAGUACAUAUAUCACCAGAGACACCUAGGACAGGAAGUGAUAUUAGUGUACAAGUACAAGGCAACCUAUUAAAAGAUGUUACUGGUGGGAAAGUGGAUAUUGAUUUGAGUAUUAUGUCAAUGAUUAAGAUUAAGAAGCAACUCGACCUCUGCACUGUCUUGGCAUCAGAUAUUAUGGGCCAUAAAUCAUGCCCACUUUCUGCUGGUGAUCUCGACUUGGAUGCAACAGCAUGGAUACCUAAAGAAUUACCCAAAUUACCACUCGAUGGUAACAUUCGUAUCUCUGACCAAGAUAAUAACACUGUGACAUGCAUUCAUCUUUCCUUUAAACUUCAAUGA
Messenger RNA from Rhizopus microsporus ATCC 52813, 492 nucleotides. RefSeq lists its product as uncharacterized. The transcript has 3 exons. Gene Ontology annotation, molecular function: sterol binding. Gene Ontology annotation, biological process: sterol transport. Bases 1 to 492 code for a protein of 163 amino acids. NCBI's taxonomy places the organism in Eukaryota, Fungi, Mucoromycota, Mucoromycetes, Mucorales, Rhizopodaceae. The record is from RefSeq and is a predicted model, not a curated record.